Molecule: messenger RNA, 3178 nt
Organism: Maylandia zebra (zebra mbuna)
Lineage: Eukaryota; Metazoa; Chordata; Actinopteri; Cichliformes; Cichlidae
Gene: anapc4
Product: anaphase promoting complex subunit 4
Biological process (GO): anaphase-promoting complex-dependent catabolic process; protein K11-linked ubiquitination; regulation of mitotic metaphase/anaphase transition
Cellular component (GO): nuclear periphery; anaphase-promoting complex
Molecular function (GO): protein binding
Source: RefSeq, a predicted model, not a curated record
CAAUGAUUGGUUAAAAGAAAAAAAAUGGCGGCGUCCGCGUAGUUGUAAAAACAUCGCGAAGCCGUAUUAAAAUUAAAAUUUCGGCGGCGCAAGACAAUUUGGAACUCACUGUGGCGUAUUAUGGUUAUCAUAUUUCUCCGCUUGUAAUGUCCUAAAUCAUAAAAAAUAUUAUCCAUGGCCUUCUUUCUGCAUUAGCUUGCUAGCAAAACCGCUAGCAUAAUAUCAGUGGAACAGAAAGAUCUCAUCUGUCAGCUUUAAACGCCAACAAAAUGCCUGCCUUCCGGCAAGUAGGAGAGAAGCAACUUCCUAACCCUGUACUGUGUAUGGCAUGGUCUCCAAAGAGGGAUCUGAUUGCUCUGGCCAACACAACUGGAGAGUUGCUGCUUCACCGCUUAGCUGGUUUCCAGCGUGUAUGGACCCUACCACCCAGUGAGUAUACUGGCAAGGAGAUCACAGCGAUUGCCUGGAGACCAGAUGGCAAAAUUUUGGCAUUCAGUCUUGGAGACACUAAGCAGGUAGUCCUGUGUGAUGUUGAGAAAGCAGAGAUCCUCCAUGUGUUUCCUAUGCAAAGUCCUGUAACUUGCAUGCACUGGAUGGAGGUGAUUGAGGAGAGCAGUGCCCUCAGCUCUUUUUACAACUCUGAGGAUGAAUCCAAACUCUUUCUUCCCAAACUACCAACUCUCCCCAAGAGCUAUAGUACAACUUCAAAGAUCUUCAGUGAGGAAAAAUCUGAUGAGAUACUUAAACUCCUGGGGGAAGUCCGGCUGAACAUACUUGUUCUGGGAGGAAAUGCAAGCUUUGUGGAGCUUUAUGCCUAUGGCAUGUACAGGAUUGCCACGCUGGAAGGGGUUUUGGGAACGUGCCGGAGCCUGAGUCUGUCCAGUGAUCUUAAGUCUCUGUCUGUCAUCACAGAAGUCAGAUCUGCUGACGACAACCCAGAGAUCUGCUAUGUUCAGCUGGACACAGGGUUGUUGUCAGAUUGCCUGCCUGAGGUCACCAGGAUGGCACGCAAGUUCACCCACAUCUCCACCCUACUGCAAUACCUGCACCUCUCACUUACCUGUAUGUGUGAGGCGUGGGAAGACAUCCUCAUGCAGAUGGAUCUUCGACUCACUAAGUUUGUGCAGGAAAAGAACACAAGCACUCAAGUUCAAGAUGAGUUUCUGGAGCUUCUACUGUGGGGGCAGUCCAGCCCUGAACUGCAGGCUCUUCUCAUGAACCAGCUGACAGUCAAGGGAUUGAAGAAGCUUGGACAGUCCAUUGAGUCUUCCUAUUCCAGCAUCCAGAAGCUAGUAAUAAGCCACCUGCAGAGUGGCUCAGAGGCUCUGUUAUAUCACCUCAGUGAGGUGAAAGGAAUGGCCCUGUGGAAACAAAAGUUUGAGCCCCUCGGCUUGGAUGCAGCAGCUAUAGAAGGCGCUAUCACAGCAGUUGGAUCCUUUUCCCUGAAAGCAAAUGAACUUCUGCAGGUGAUUGACAAGAGUAUGAAAAACUUUAAGGCCUUUUUCCGUUGGCUGUAUGUAGCAAUGCUCAGAAUGUGUGAGGAGCAUGUGCCACCAGAACUCAAUAAGAUGACUCAGAAGGACAUUGCCUUUGUUGCUGACUUCUUGUCUGAGCAUUUUAGUGAGAAUGAGGAACUCUUCGGUCGUAAAGGGAAGUACUUCAACGUAGAACGAGUUGGACAGUACCUGAAGGACGAAGAUGAGGACCUUGUGUCUCCACCCAACACAAAGGGGAACCAGUGGUUGAAGUUUUUACAGGACAGCACACACCUGAAAGGGAGCCCUUUGCUGUUUCCUUCAUAUCCCCAAAAGUCUUUGCACUUUGUCAAGAGGAUGAUGGAGAAUGUGAUUGAGGAUUGUCUACAGAAACCCGCAGAAGUAAUUGGAAAGUCGGUAAAACAAGCCAUCUUUUUGCCCUUGUACAACGUGCCAGAGAGCUCCGAAAACACUCCUCGGCUUUUUGAACUUCCAUCUUUGUGGAAUGACAAAAAGGCCAAAAUGCAUUAUGUUGUGUUUUGCAUGCCAGAGAUUUCACCCCACAAACUCUACCUGUUACGCAGAGGAACUGACCCAAACAGACCUAUCCCAAACAGCGUCAUGUCGAUUAAUCUCACCCAUCACCUUGACAGUGGGGAUGAUGGAAAUGCUGCAGACCAGUCUCAUUAUUUUUACAGCUACCUGGAUGCUCGUUUUUAUGACGAUGAAAUGCUAACUGUGGUCUUACAAGGAUCUGAAGAACUCAACGCCAUGCGUGUCCUUGCUCAAAUUCCAAUUUCUUCCAGCUUAAGCUGCGAGACAGAAUUCAACUGGGAGCCAAACCUGAGGCUGGACCAACAGAGCAGUUCCAUCCCGUCCCAAGGCCUGGUGUUGGGUAAUCAGUGGCGUGAACUGGAAAACAUGAAAGCCCAGUUUGUAGCUGUUAAUGGAAUCCGCAAAGUGGCCUGUGUGCUAAGUACCAAUCUGAGGCACAUACGUGUUUUUGAGAUGGAUGUGGAAGAUGAGGAUGAGGAGGGAGCUGACUCACAAAAUGCCAGUGCUGAUCAGGAAGGACUGGAAGCUACCAUGAGCAGCCAGGGACAAGGAGAAGAGGAGAAUUUGGAGGCUGAAGGUGGGGCUGGAGAGCAGGAAGAGGGAGAAGGUGUUUUUCAAAAAUCUAAGGAGCACCUGGAAUCAGAAGAGGCCCUGGAUAGCUGAGAAGCUAUCUCCAAUAAAUUAAUCUACAGCUUUCUUUUUUGUUACUUACAUUUUGCUGUUAUUGUUGUAGUUUUUCACAGCAUUUGUAAAAAAUAAAUAAAUAAAUAAAUAAAUGAAGAUGUAAAAAUAAAGCUACAUUCUCAUGUUUGCUUUAUCUUGACUAGUAUUUUUUAAUGGGGUCCCACAGGAAGGGACCCACAGCGAGCAUUAUUUAAAAAUAUUUGGAUCCUUUUUUUACAUAAAGUUCUCAAUUAUACCUUAAUAAUAAUACUUUAAAAGUUUUGUCAUCAGAUUAUCAGAAGAUGAAGGCUAGUAUUUAAUUUUACACUGCUAUGUAAAAGUCUUUAACAAUCCCUUGUAAGACCUUGUAAUUUUUUGAUUUUUAGUAAUUUACAAAUUGAGCAAAAGUUCUGAAGGCCUUUUUCUUUGAAUGAAAAAGCAGCCAAUGUCCAAGCAUUUAAUCUGUUCCCAUUUAUUAACUGAUA